UUUGAUAUUCAAAUACAUUGCAAUAAGUUUACAGUUGUUUUACAAUUAAAUGUCUUAUAAAUCGUUGAUUAGCUAUAGUGUUGUGUUAGUAGUAGUUAUUGUUGUUGUGUUGACCAUUGAAUCGGAAGCCGUGACCAAAGAUUUUUGUAUUGAAUUUGUGAAAAAUGACCGCAAAAUUGAUUUCUCGUUGCGUUUAUAUCAUGACGAAGACUAUCGAAAGAUAUUCUUUAUCGGCGACACAUUUUGGACACUUAAAUACUACGAUAGCGUCGACAACAAGACAGUAACCAUCGACAGCAACAGUACCGGUGCUUCCGACUGGUUGUCCGGUCAGAAGUACUCUAUGGUCUGGUGUGUCUGGUUUAAUGGUACGGAAAAACCUAUUAUUGUUGGUGUAAACUAUGAUCACUGUCGUGUCGGUGCACUGCGGAAAGACUUGAAAACCAUAGACUGGGCGGUCAUUUCUGUUGAUACAUUGAAUGUUAAACACGCGGACAACGACUCGACAACCAUUGAUAUUAGCAAUGAAUUUAAACCAACAUUUGCCUGGACUUCAAUACCAUUUCAAAGGGAGCGCCGUUAUGUCACCUUUUGGUACAAAGUUGCGACUAAAACAUAUAAUUUUGAUAACCCGUACCAACCGUUUAUAGAUAUCACUGAAAUUAAUAAAAUUCAAGAUUGGAUUAUCAGAGGACUAAUCGAACUGAAGAUCAAUAAGGAGAUGGAAAUAAUGACAAUUAUUGGUCAGUAUAGUCAAAAUGAUAACAGCAAUGGUGGUUCAGCUGAUGGCCAGGGAUCUAUUGUCUUUAUGAAUGUCGACAAUAGUAUCAAAUAUUGUUAUGUCGGACGUCCAUUCAAUGGAAUGGCCUGUAAACCAGAAAAUCUAAAGACACUCAUCGACUGUUCCCAUAUAAUAACAACCAUACCUAUAACAUCUAUAACAGCCAUACCUACAACACCUACAGCAGCCGUAUCUACAAUACCCAUACAUACAACAACCAGCACUCAAACUAAUGGCCCAAUUAAUUGGUUUAAAUGGUUGAAAACUACAUUAUAUAUUGUGGUUAAUAUAAUCCUAUUGAUACUCAACUGUUUGAUGAUAUACUUGAUAUACAGGCAAUGGUUAAAACGAUGA
This is a messenger RNA of Oppia nitens, 1135 nucleotides long. RefSeq lists its product as uncharacterized. NCBI's taxonomy places the organism in Eukaryota, Metazoa, Arthropoda, Arachnida, Sarcoptiformes, Oppiidae. The transcript has 3 exons. Bases 50 to 1135 code for a protein of 361 amino acids. The record is from RefSeq and is a predicted model, not a curated record.